AGUCUGAAUUAUUAUUUUGGUUAUGCUGGAUAUAUAUAUACUGUAUUAAUUUAGCUAGGUGGAGUACAAUAAUAAUAUCGAAGAUACUCUAGUCUCACUGGAAUGGGACGUGUGAGUGUGAGAAGCAGAUCGAGCAUCAGAGGGGGCAGAUCCGGUAGAGUCUGUGUGUAGUGCUUUGCCUUGAUUGGAUCAGCUAGUCCUUCGUUUGAGUCCUUAUAUAACAUUGAUAGUACCAGAUCGAUCUGGAGUACUUCCUAAUUGCAUGAUAGAUGACAGUUAAGGCAGCCCAGCCACCAACACCACCAAACAAUAUCAUGCAUGCAAUUUAAUUAGGAUCAGAGCCACAGGGGAGUAAUAAUAAUAUAUACUUCUAGUCAGUCUAUAUACUGUACGAGUGUGCCUAGCUAGGAGUACAUGCAUAUUUUGUUCCAGAUUAUCGAUGGUGGACAGGACAGGAGCCAACUGCAACAAGAUAUACUCAUUCUCGAUCGAUUUCUAAGAGAUACCUAGACACUUGCUCCUCCUGCUAUAAGAUGAAUAGUGUAGUAGAGAUCAUGGCGAUCAGUUACCCGCCGGAGGAUGGCCGGUACUACUGUUCUUCCGUUGCCGCCGGCGAUGAUUCACCUGCGGCCCAUCAUACUAACGCCCACGACGACUGGGACUGGGACUGGGUACCCCCACCCCCUGCUGAUGCUGCUGCUGCUGCUGCGGCGGACGACGACGACGACGAUGGCGAUCCGACUCCUGCUGGUAGUCCUGGCAGCAGGGGCGAAGACGAGGAGGAGGAGCGGCAGAGGGCGCAGAUGGUGAGCGCCAUGAACGGGCAGCUGAACAUGCUGGCCAGCCGGUUCCUGGCAUCGGCGGGCGUGGAGGAGGAGUGGCUGGAGGUGGUGACGGCGCUGUCCUGGGAGGCGGCGCUGCUGAUCCAGACCCACGCCUGCACCGCCGGCAACGACAUGGACCCGGCCUCCCACGUGAAGAUCAAGUGCGUGGCGUCCGGAAGGCGGCGGCAAAGCCAGGUGGUGCGGGGGCUGGUGUUCCGCAAGAACGCGGCGCACAAGCACAUGCCCACCAAGUGCCACCGCCCCACCCUCCUCCUCCUCCACGGCGCCCUCGGCCUCGACUCCCAUCUCGGCUUCUCCUCCUUCGACUCCAUGGAGCAGGACAAGCUCAUUCUCCGAGCCUCCAUCUCCCACAUCAUCCACACCUGCAGCCCCAACGUCGUCAUGGUCGAGAAGACCGUCUCCCGCGACAUUCAGGAGCUCCUCCUGCACCACGGCGUCACUCUGCUGCUCGACAUGAAGCUCCACCGCUUGCAGAGAAUCGCUCGCUGUUCCGGUGCUCCCUUGCUCUCCUUCUCCCAGCUUCUCCAUGAUUGCCCCAACCACCUCAAGCACUGCGACUACUUCCACAUCGACAAGUUCUUCGAGGACCAUAACACCACCACCACUACUAGUGCUGCUGCCCUGAACAAGCCAUCUAAAACAUUGAUGUUCUUGGAAGGCUUUUCCAACCCAUUGGGAUGCACCAUACUGCUCAGAGGCGCAAGCACCCAAGAACUGAAGAAAAUCAAGCAAGUCUUGCACUACACAAUAUUCGCUGCAUACCAUCUGGUUGUUGAGACAUCCUUCUUUGAAGAUCAGAGGGUAUUCUUGAAUGAUACAAAUGUUGACGGGACACCACAAAUCACUCAUCAGACUUCCAUUGUCUCAAAUCGUUCACUUCCUACUGAUUAUGAUGUCACUUGUACUAGCAGGGGAUCAUUACUGGAAUACCAUGAUGGGGAUCACAAGGCUACAGUUCCUUUCACAAAUAAACCAGACUCGUACACACAAGAUGAGGGUACAGCCAUCCACUGUGAAGCACCUCCAUCUGAAAACCUGCUGUCCUCAGUCUCCGGAUCACUCAGAAGAUUCAUUGAUAUAUUCCGUUAUCAGAAUAUUUAUUUACCUGUAACUUCUUCUCAAGAUACAACUGGUCAUCAGAAUGAACAAGAUACUGAAACCAGCCAAGAAACGGCGUCUGAUACCUUAACAAAGGAUCAUUCUUGUGAGUAUAUGGAUCAGUUAAAUGAUCUCCAGGAACAAGUAUUCGCCAAAACCAACCAAAAAAUGUCACAGCCUGAUCCUUUCGGUACUGAAAAACAUCAGCAGAAUGUGGAACAGUACAGGGCCGGCGAAAAUAUAAAUUCAGACACAGAUGAGGCUGAUGAUGUAAUGGAUUCUCAGAGCAUACUCAUCUUGUUAUCCAGCCAAUGUGUUACGAAGCAGGUUGUCUGUGAGGAGAGCCAUCUAUACCGCAUAAACUAUUAUGGGAAUUUCGAUGUCUCCUUAGGACGAUAUUUGCAAGACAUUUUGCAGAAUCAGAACCUAAGCUGUUCCUCAUGUGGAGAGCCUCCAGAUGCUCACAUGUACUCUUACACCCACCGCAAUGGAAAUCUAACUAUUAAUGUGAGGCGUUUGCUGCCUCAGCAUCAUUUGCCUGGUGAAUCUGAAGGAAAAAUUUGGAUGUGGACUAGAUGUCUAAGAUGUGAGCAUGAGAGAGGGAUAUCCAAAUCAUCUCGGAGAGUGCUAAUAUCAACUGAAGCGCGUAAUCUCUCCUUUGGCAAGUUCCUUGAACUCAGUUUCUCAAGCCACUCUGCUGCUAGAAGGCUAUCAGUUUGUGGGCAUUUGGUCAACAGGGACUGCUUGCGAUAUUUUGGGUUGGGUUCCAAAGUUGCAAAGUUCCAAUAUUCAUCAGUUGAAAUUUACACUGCCUGCAAACCGCAACGAACCCUUGAGUUUCACAAUCCCGAUAUGCGUGAGUGGUUCGAGCAAGAGGGAAGAAAUGUUCUUGCGAGAGGAGUUAAGCUUUUCUAUGAAGUUUCUAGCUUAAUACAGCACAUGAAGAUUUUCUCUGAGGUGGCAAUUAACUGUGGAGACUCUCUUCCUGUCAAAGAAGUUUCCCAACUUGAAGAGAUGCUAAUUGAAGAAAAAGCUCAGUUUGUGGAUUCUCUGGUGAAGGCUGUUGAUGAAAGCGGGAUGUCUAGCUCCUCUGUGAAUGAGAUUCUUGGUGUAAAUUGUCUCUACCAGGAUCUUCUGAUUCGACUGUACGUGUGGGACCGUCGUUUCCAUCAAAUUGUUGAGUGUAAGUCUGGAAGAAUGGCUAAUUGUGUCGGCAAGAAGGAAGCUGCUGAAUUUGCCGGUGAACCAGCUGCAACUGGUGAAAGUGCAGUGCCCUUUGAGAAUGGAUAUAUCAAGGAAAUGCAGUACAGCAGCGAAACCUUAACUGAUGAAAAUUCACGGCGUGAGGAGCAACAUAUCACAAAAGUGCCUUCUUUCAGAGUCUUGGAAGGUACAGAUACGCAGUUGAUAAAUCCUGAAUGUGGGGAUAACAGGGAAACAUGGAUUUGGAGUCCAUUGCACGAGUUAAGAGAGAGUUACAGGCAUGAACUGCAGGCCGGGUAUUUGGAAAGAUUCGAACUUGUCAACAACUAUUCUCCAUCUCAUCUAUCCCCCCUGCACAAACAAUCAUCUGCUGAGUUCAUAGUUGGUCCAGGUGGCAAUGUGUUGUGCAUAUCAGAGGAUGAAAUAUCCAGCAUAAUAUCCCGCGCACUGGCCAUAUCGGAGGAACGUCGCCAUCUUUUACUAGAUGCUCUCAUGGUUGAAGGUGAGGCAGCCUACAGCAGGGGGAGUGAGAGCUCUAAGAUGGAGAAAUCUUACAGCUCAUUAUCUGAAGCUUCUUCGGCCUCUUCGUCGUGGUCAUCUAUUGGAUCUUCAGACUCAGAUGCAAGCUUUUCAUCUGACGACCUCUUCUCCAGCUAUGAUAGCUCACUUCUGUCAUCCUUACUUCAUCCUGAAGUAUCUGUCAAUGGGAAAUCAUCUCUCAAAGGGAAAUACUCGGUUAUUUGUGUACAUGCCAAUCAGUUUUACACCCUUCGGAAGAAAUGCUGCCCAUCUGAGCUUGCAUAUAUCACUUCCUUGAGCCGGUGCAUGAAGUGGGAUGCUCAAGGUGGAAAAAGUAAGGCUUUCUUUGCAAAAACAUUGGAUGACAGGUUCAUCAUCAAGCAAAUAAAGAAGACAGAGUUUGAAUCCUUCAUAGAAUUCGCACCCGAUUACUUUAAGCAUGUGUAUCAUUCUCUCGACACUGGGAGCCAAACUUGUCUUGCCAAAAUUUUAGGAAUCUAUCAGGUUAAGCAAAUCAGACAUGGCAAGGAAGUGAAGCUUGAUCUGAUGGUGAUGGAAAAUCUUCUCUUCGGACACAAAUUGUCAAGGAUAUAUGAUCUCAAAGGUGUUGUUUUCUCCAGACAUGUCUCUGAUUCGAAUGACCAUGGAACUGUUUACUUGGAUCAAAACUUUGUCGAUGAUAUGCGUGUUUCCCCUAUAUAUGUUGGUGGAAGAACGAAACAUCUCUUGCAGCGGGCAAUCUGGAACGACACAGCUUUUCUCACUUCAAUUAAUGUUAUGGACUACUCGUUACUGGUGGGAGUGGACAAAGAAAAGCAUGAGUUUGUAUUUGGCAUCAUAGAUUACCUAAGGCAGUAUACAUGGGACAAGCAACUGGAGACGUGGGUGAAAACUUCUUUGGUAGUGCCAAAGAAUGCUUCACCAACAGUAAUCUCACCCAAAGAGUACAAGAAGAGGUUUAGGAAGUUCAUGGCCAAGUAUUUCCUGACAGUUCCAGACGAUUGGAGUACAUAGAUAGAAACGUCUGGGGUCCUGCAAAUCCUGUCCAUUAUCUGUUUUGUUUGUACACAGUAGAAUGGAACGCUCACUUGUUUAAAGUUCUCCAAUAGUUUGCAGUUUUAAGGCAAAAUUUUGGAGCGAGGCCCAAAUACAUGAUCAAAAUCAUUGAUCCCUCACAUGUAUUGGUUACUGGUUUGUGGUAGAAAAAAAAGUUUGUAUCAAUGUCUUGUUGGUUAAUGUGGUAGAGGGAGAUUGUUUAA
Oryza sativa Japonica Group (Japanese rice) is the source of this 4924-nucleotide messenger RNA. Its product is annotated as putative 1-phosphatidylinositol-3-phosphate 5-kinase FAB1D. NCBI's taxonomy places the organism in Eukaryota, Viridiplantae, Streptophyta, Magnoliopsida, Poales, Poaceae. Gene Ontology annotation, molecular function: ATP binding; 1-phosphatidylinositol-3-phosphate 5-kinase activity. The record is from RefSeq and is a predicted model, not a curated record. Gene Ontology annotation, biological process: phosphatidylinositol phosphate biosynthetic process. Gene Ontology annotation, cellular component: endosome membrane.